Trifolium pratense (red clover) is the source of this 2296-nucleotide messenger RNA. RefSeq lists its product as uncharacterized. Lineage: Eukaryota; Viridiplantae; Streptophyta; Magnoliopsida; Fabales; Fabaceae. The record is from RefSeq and is a predicted model, not a curated record. The coding region runs from base 293 to 2167 and encodes 624 amino acids. The transcript has 4 exons.
UUCUCAUUACACAAAUUAAUCAAAAUCAUACACUAACCAUUUACUUAAACUAUUAAUUAUUACUUAUUAAACGCUGUCGUUGAAGCCAAUGGCCAAAUUAUGAUUCAUUGGAACACUAGUCUAUUUCAUCCUAUACAUAAUUUUGUCCAAUAUAUCAAUAUAUUCACACACACUAAUCAAAUAGUAUAUUAUUAAUCCUUCCAUCACUUCUUCAUCUAAUCAAACAUUUAUAAUUAAUUACGCUAGCUUAAUUGUGCUUGCAACAAGCAUAAGAAGAAGGAGCUAGCUAGCUAUGACAAUGAUGAUGAUGAAGAAGUGGUGGUUGGGUUCAAAGCAUAGCAACAAACAAGCACUGAAAUUCAAUCAAUUGAAGCUUGAAUUUGGUCUUUUUGGAGCUAACGUUGCCACUGCAAAAGACAAAUUAGCCAUUGAGAUAAUUGAGAUUAAGAAAUGUAAUGAAAAUGAAAAAAUUUCUUCUUCUUGUUCAAUGGUUCCUUUUCAUCGUACCAUAAAACAACCUUGUACUCACACCACUCCCUGCCGUAGAUUUGUCACCGCUGUUAAAGAUCCUUCUCUUGUUUGGGACAAUUGUGACCUUUGUGUCUUCGACCUCGUACUCAAAGAUUCCUGCCACGUGGCAUUUCAUGUUUUAUAUGGACAUGGUGAUGUGGAAGAAUCAAAAGCUAAAAUGAAGGUGGUCGGAAAAGUUUCUAUGAUCCUUGGGAUGGAAGAGAUGAAGGCUGAAUCCAAUAUUCAAAGGAAGCUUCCAAUACGCUUGAAGGUCAAUGGUCUAAUCAUCGAAGCUACUCUUUCGGUUUCUCUAAGGUUAAUGAAGCAUAGAAAUUCUGAUGAUGAUGAGCCAACAAUAACCUUUGAAAACACGGUGAAGUCAGAUAAGAAAGACGGGAUUAUAGGAAAAGCGAAGUAUUUGACAUGUUUAACGAAGAAAGACAAUGGAAAAUUUGAUGAAGGUGAUGAAAAUCCUUAUGAGUCAGAUGGAUCCCCUGUGUUUGAUUCCGAUGAUUCAUCGAACGAGUCCACAACAACAAGAAGCAAUGGCAGUUCAAGUAGCAAUAGCCCCACAGAGCCAAGAGUUACAUUUCUAAGCUCAGACAUAAAGACAAGUUUGGACACAUUACAUAGGAAUAGAAGUUUCAAGGGGUGGAACUUUAAGACAAGCACCACCAAACAACAACCUUUUACAACCUCUCAAACUCCUUUCACGAAAUCAGACGAACUUUCACCACGAUCAAACCUUCAAGGCAAUGCAAGCAAAUGGGAAACCAAAUAUAUUUUAAGCAGAGAUGGCAAAGCAAAGCUCAAAACCAAUGUGUUUUAUGCUUCCUUUGAUCAAAGAAGUGAAAAGGCAUCAGGUGAGAGUGCAUGCACAGUGUUAGUUGCAUUAAUAGCUCAUUGGCUCCAUUCAAAUCAAGGUAUACCAACAAGACCACAAUUUGACAAUCUCAUCACACAAGGUUCAUCUGAAUGGAGAAAGUUAUGCAAAAACGAUUACUACUCGAAACUCUUUCCGGAUAAACAUUUUGAUUUAGAGACAGUCAUAGAUGCUAGUUUGAGACCUCUAAUUGUUCUGCCUCAAAAAUCAUACACAGGUUUUUUCUCUCCUGAAAAGUUUCAUUGCUUAGAAGGAGUUAUGUCUUUUGAUGAGAUAUGGAAUGAGAUAAACAAUAACAAUGUGGAUGAUUUUGAGCCAAGAAUUUACAUAGUUAGUUGGAAUGAUCAUUUCUUUAUUUUGAAGGUAGAGAAUGAUGCUUACUAUAUUAUUGAUUCAUUGGGUGAGAGACUUUUUGAAGGGUGUCAAAGAGCAUUUGUGUUGAAAUUUGAUGAUUCAUGUGUGAUGUAUGGGAAAAAGGACCUAGUUGAAGAAGUUAAUUCAACUUUAAAGGAAAAUGGGGGUGUGAAGAGUAAUUUAAAAGGCGACGAAAGUUUUGAGAUAGUUUGUCGUGGAAAAGAGUGUUGUAAAGAGUUUAUCAAACGAUUUCUUGCUGCAAUAUCAGUUAGAGAACUUGAGAAAGAGGAGAAGAAUUGGUGUGUUUCAAAUCCUUAUCUUCAUCGGCAGUUACAGAUUGAUUUUCAUUUUAGCACUCCAUUGUCGUCUUCUACAUCUUCUAUGUUGUAUUUCUUGACAAAUGAACAUCUAAAAGCCUAACAAAUUAAAUGGACCUACUUGCGGUUAGGAAAAUUACGGUAAGAAAUUUAAGGAAUUUUGACCGUUGGAUGGAGAUUGAAUAAUUUGUAUUAUUGAGUUUGACUUUAUCAUAUCGAUCUCUUAACUACA